AAUGGCUGCUGGGAUUGCCUGGAGGGAUCUGAGGGCUCUGUGGCAUUCCUGGUGUUUCAUUCCCAGUGUUCAGCAGCACCAGGAAAUGAGUUUUUCCAUGGAUUUCCCUUCAUCCAGUGGCAGAUCCAGACAAAAUCCUUCCAAUGCCUCAGGAUGAUUUCCUGGAAAAUCCAAGGAAGUUGCAGGUGGGGAGGAAAGUGUGGAGCAGGAAAUUCCAUCCUGGCUUUCUCCUCAAAUUCAUGGAAUUCUUUGGGAUUUUUCCCUUUCUGGGGGAAAACUUCACUCCUUGAUGGAUUUCCCUGUUUUUCCCACCCUUCCCAUCUGCUGGAGAAAAAUCUGCUCCACGGGAAUGUUUGAAUCCCAAAUUUUGCCUGGAUAAUUCCCAACUUUCAAUCGCCUUUUGUUUUUCUUGUGGAAUUUCCACUUUUCCCACGGGAAUCAGAUCUGGAAGAGCCCAUCCCUUGGUUUCCUCUUGGACUUGGAUUUCCCAAGGAUCUCCCUAUGGAAAAGGGAAUUGCUGGGCACUGCUGGCCUGGGGAAAAGGGGGAAAAUCUGCUGGAAUUCCACCUGGAUUUGGGAAAUGAGGAGUCCUGGUGGCUGGAAUCUCCCUUUCCUCCAAAGCACUUCCAGGAGCUGGGCUGGAUUUUGCAGGCAGAAGGGAUUCUGUGGGAUAGGGAAUGUGGUGGUUCAGGGAAUAAUCCCAUGGUUUGUGGAGCAGAAUUCCAGGAUUUUCUCUCCUGGCUGCUUCAUUUCAGCUCCAUCCCAGCCCAUCCAGGUGUGGAAUUCCAGGAUGGAUUGGCUUGGAAUCCUUCCUGGAUCCCUGGGAUCCCGAGGAUUCUCCACAGGCUCCCUAAUCCCAGGAAUGUGCCCCCUCAGGAAUGGCUGGAGAGGGAAAACUCCAGGAGGAGGAGCUGGAGGUCCCUGCCAGGGCAUGGAGUUAUCCUGGGAGUCAUCCAAGGAUUUUUUCCUGCUUUUCCCUUUAGUUAUGAAUGGAUUUUGGGAAUUCCCUCUCAGCCCCUUGGGAUACGGGGAAAUCCCAUCAAAUUCCAUGCCUGGAAGUGUCCAAGGCCAGGCUGGGACAGUGGAAGUGUCCCUGCCCAUGGAAUGGGAUCAUCCUUGAGUCCCUUCCAAGCAAUCCAUUCUGGAAUUCUGGGAUUCUCCCAUCCCUUCUCCACUUUUUUUUCCCUCUGCUCAUUUUUCCAGGAGUCCCUGGGAGAUCCCACAGCCUCCUGCUCUGUGGUAUCCCAGUGCUGCCAGGAAAGCUGGGGCAGGGAAAAUCCUGGAAUGGUUUGGGUGGGAAAGGACCCAAAGGAUGAUCCCAUUCCAUGGGCAGGGACAGCUCCCACUGUCCCGGGCUGGCUUUGGACACUUCCAGGGAUGGAGAUUCCCAGCUUUUCUGUUCCAGUGGCUGCAGGAAGGACAAGAUCCCCUCGGCUCUGGUUUUCCCAACAUUUUUCCCAGCCUGUGCUCCCAUUUUUUGGCCACUUCUUGCUUUGUUCCUGCUCCACUCCAGCCUCCCCAUCCCGUUUUUCCUUCCUCAUUUAUCCUGCAAAUUCCCAGCCCUGCAAGCCCUGCUCUUCUCCCAGGAAUUCCAGCUCUGAUCCCUGAUCCAAACUCUGGGAAUUCUCUCUGGAGCUGGGGAAAACUCGGAUCGUUUGGAUUUUUGUGUGGGCCAGGAAACGGAGCCGCUGCUCCACCUUUCCCAGGAAAAGGGUGUGGGAGGAAUUCGGUCUUUCCGCCUCAUUCCCGAGGGGUAAAACGCUGGAUUUGGGAAUCAGGGACCUGCCGGAGCUUGGAAUUCCCAUCCCGCAGCUCUGAGCCUUGGAAUUGGGCUCCUUGUGCCAACAAAACUCGUCAGAGCUUCAGGAAAAGUGAAUCCGCACGGAGCCCUGCCCUGGGACACGGAGUUAUCCUUGGAAGCUGCAGCUCCUGGCUGGGGGAGGAGCGGGCUUGGGAAACCCGAUCUCCCUGAGGAAUUCCUCCCCCUGGAAUGUCACCGGGCAGGUCCGGAGCGCUUUUGUUUGUUAAUCCCUGCCUCAAAAUCCCUCGGGAUUCUGCUCCAGAGGGGGUUGGGCUCGCCAGGAGAGUCCAGGACCUGAUUCCUUUCAUCCCGGAGCGUGGAAAUCUCAGGGAAGGGGUUUAGGACAAGGAAAAGAAUGGGAAAAAAAAAAUCGGGAUUAAAUGUGGGAGGUGGGAGCUGAGCUGGGGGCCCGGGGAGGGUUUGACUGACGCUUCCCGGGAUCUGCUCCUGCUUGGACACGGACAUGGAGCAUCCCAGGAAUCCCUUCCCAUCGGGAAUAGGCUCAGGAAAAGGACAGGGAAUGGGCAAAGCUGGGAAUUGCCACAUUUUGCUCCAGGCUGGAAAAGGGAAGGCAGGGAUUGAAUCCACCUGGAAGCUGAGAGCACCGGGAUCCAGGCUGGGAACAUUCCUGAGCUGGCUCCAUCCUGGAGGUUCUGAUCCAUGUUUUGGGCCUUCCUCCCUCUGGAGCUGGAGGAUUCUCCCUCAGGAUGGAGCUGAUCCAUCCCUAGGGAAGGAUCCAUGGAGCUUCCCGUGAUCCCAAGCUCUGGGUGAUCCGGGAUUUUCCCUGGGAUCGGGAUGAGCCUCCAGAGGUGACACCGUGCUCCUUCCAGCUCUUGGCUCUUCCCAGCGCUCCGCUCUUUCCCAGGAAUCAUUCCUGGGAAUUCAUCCACCCCAUGGUGUUUUGGGCAUGGAUUUUUGGGUGCUCAGACUUCCAGCUGCCCAUCCUGGGGGAGAAUUCCUGGGAAUGGGAGCACUUCUGGAGCAUCUUUCUGCUCCCAGUCCUUGUGCUGGCUCCGUGCUGGGAUUGUGGAUCUGAUCCCGGGAAUUCCAGCGGUUAUCCCGGGUGUUAUCCCGUGGCCAUCUCGGUGCUCCCGAGGUGCCUCCAGGGCUCCUUUUGGUUGAACCUCAAGGGUGGAAGUUGGGUUUGGAUCCAUCCCAACCCGGAGGAGCCGCGGGAAAACAUGGAUGAGGUUUGUCCUCAUUCCAGCCUUGGUAUUCCCAGCAUGGCUGGGGUGGGAAUGGUUUGGAAUAUCAUCCAGCUCCAGCAGGAUCCCACGCUCCACGCGGAAUGUGGGCUUUGUCCAGUUUGAUUCAUGGAUAUUGACAUUCCCAGUGUCCACCUGGAAAAGCUCAGGUGCUUGGGAAAGCCCUGUGGGAAGCAGUGGGAAUCCUGAUGGGUUUGGGAUCUUCUCCAGCUCUCCUGGAACACCUGGAUGUCUCCCAGUCCUUGCUCCAGCAGGGAGCAUGUCCUGGAAAACCAACCGGCCUGGCAAGUUUGGGGUGGAGAGAGGUGGGAUUUUUUGGGAUUCCUUCCAUCUGGAGCCACACUGGGACCAGGACAGGCUUGGACAAGCUCGGGAGCUUGGCCAGGAGGAGCUUUUCCAGGGAAGGGCUUUUCCUCAGGGAGGGUUCUCCUGGAUCUCUGCCUGUUCCUCCUUUGCUGCCUUGGGUGAGGAAUCCGGGAAUGUCGGCAGCACCUGCUAGAGUCAAUCCAGAGGAUCCCACGGAGCUGCUCCCGGGGCUGGAACCCCUCUGCUCUGGGAGAGCUGGGAAUGUUCCCCUGGAAAAGAGGCAGCUCCAGGGAGAGCUCAGAGCCCCUGGCAGGGCCUGGAGGGGCUCCA
Messenger RNA from Motacilla alba alba, 3642 nucleotides. RefSeq lists its product as uncharacterized. Bases 502 to 1608 code for a protein of 368 amino acids. The record is from RefSeq and is a predicted model, not a curated record. The transcript has 2 exons. NCBI's taxonomy places the organism in Eukaryota, Metazoa, Chordata, Aves, Passeriformes, Motacillidae.